This is a messenger RNA of Anolis sagrei ordinatus, 4382 nucleotides long. The record is from RefSeq and is a predicted model, not a curated record. Lineage: Eukaryota; Metazoa; Chordata; Lepidosauria; Squamata; Anolidae.
AUAUAGAGUCAUACUUCAGCUGUAUACUGGCGGGGCUUCCAGAAACAAGUGUGUUAAAUCUGAGAUCACAUGACACUGGAAUUGCAUAAGAGGGAACUCCAUUCAGCCAUUUAUGUAUCUUCUGGAGACAAAAUACUUCAUAGACAAUUUUGGGGAAUUUAUAUACUCUAGCCAUUCAUAUCCCACAGUUAAAUGAGCUUUCCAUGGACAGAAGGGCUCUGCUUAUAGAAAAUGCUUCUGUCUGAUUUUUGUGCAUUCAUUGAUGCCAUAGCUGACUUCAUUCAUGUGAGCUCUGUGACUAUGGAGUGUUUUCUUGAGGUUAGAGGUACUACCAUGGAAAGCGUGGCAUAGGGAGGACCACUUCUAACAGUGCAGAUGCACGCACCUGAAUCUGGAUAUUAACCCACUUUUUUACAUUAAAUGUAAAGAUGAUAUUUCACUUAUAAAAUAUCUGCUUGGAGUGAGGAGAUUAAACAGAAAAAUGUGUUGUCUAAGGCUUUCAUGGCCAGAAUCACUGGGUUGAUUAGCAUUUAAUGGCCUUGCAGCUUCAAAGUCUGACUGGUUGCUGUCUGGGGGAAUCCUUUGUUGGGAGGUGUUAGCACUGAACAUUUUGCUGUUUAGUAUAUAGUUGAAGUGAUAUCAGAUGUUUAUUCAAUGUCUUUGGUUUUCAGUUAUGAUACCUGAAAACUAAAUUCAUUGAGACUCUUUUUAAAUCACAUUGAAAAAUCCACCCUACAGAGUUUUGUAAAAAAAUUAAUGCAACAUGUGGCUGCUUAGUUUGGUCUGUUUAUGUUAGACUUUUCAUGAGCAGGUCUCAUGGAAAUACAGAAUCCAGCCAGGUAUAGAGGAAUCACAACCCUAUAUUGUAUAUAAUUCUAUGGUAGCAGUUUGCAACUUCAGCAGCUCCAGGGACUAAUUUUAUCUCUUUGGUAUCAGCCACAGGCUGCCUUCUGUCACUACCACACCAUCCAAAUUUCAUAGCGAAUCACAUUGCUGAGUUUUGUCAGCAAGCCAAAAUCCCGCACAAACCUUUCUUAAAACAAAUGAGCAGCGCUUGCUUCAAAUGGGUUUCUAGGUUUGCUACCAAAUUUCAGAAGCAUAUCACAAAAAUCCCUUACAUAAGAUGCUUUUUGGUAUGUUUUUAAAAUGCUUUAAGUGCCAUUAAAGUUUGAUGGCACAGGUGUUCUUGUGUGAGGAAGAGCAGCAAAAAUGACAAGCAAGAAGAGCCCAACUGUGUGCACUUGGAAAUGAUCCUACAUUUCUUGUUGCUCUUGAUGCUCUUGAUGCAGACACAUUUCCAGCUGCUUUUACCUUUUUGUACCCGGAAGUAACACAAGUAUACAAUUGCUGGUCAGAACAAUGGAAUGCCAAGGAAUCCUAUAAUAGCUGGCAUUUUGCUGGAUAGAUACCAACUAGACUGGCCAUGCUAAUCUGCUGUACAGACAGAUGGCUGAACAGUAUGGGCUACUGACCAGUGCAAUGGUAAUCACAAGGAUUAGAAAUGCAUCAGAGCAUGAUCAGAACCUGAAAAAAUUAUAUUGCAAAUAAUCUGUUUCCUGUCUCUUCUGUACAGUGUGCAAACUAUUUUCUGCAACUUAACAAAAAUGCAGCCGUCAAAGAAUAAAAAAGAAUAUUCGGAAGCUUUCUAUAAGUCUCCUUUAGCUGUCCAGAAGACUAGUGCUGAGAUCAUAAAUGAAGCACGAAACUCACUAAGAACCUUAAGAACCCAAAGACCAUUUACACCAAGAGAACAGCAAAGGAAACUUUUUGGAUCUGCCUCAUCAAGAACACCUGAAAAUAGGCCACCUUCUGCUUUUAGUCUUCAUGCUUCCAGCUUUGAAUCGGUUGAAUCAAGGCCUGUAUCUUGUACACGCCUCAGCCCAUUGGAUCAUAAGCCAAAGUUGCUACCAUCAGCCACAAGUGAAGAAGAGCAUCCUGUUUCCCCUGCUAAGAUACCAGUGGAUUCAGAGGAGAUUAGAAAAGUCAGCAAUGCGCGUGCAUAUUUGUUUAAAACAGCAUCUUGUGGAAAGCUUCUCCCAGACAAAGUGUUGCUUCCCAUUGAGAGCAAAAGACAAAGUUCUGAAGAACAAACUGCUAUGGGGGAUAUUUCAAAGAACAGUAAUGAACAUUUUACAGAAAAACUCACCGUCCAAUUGAAUUUUAAGGAUGAAUAUGUCCCACUACCUUAUAAAGCAAAUCAUAGUAAGAUCAUUGGUGGAGACAUGUGUCCAAAAAUGACAACUAUAUCACCUGCAUCUCAAUUCAGCAAUCAAAGUGACUUGGUUAAGGGGGAGGAAAGUCCAGCCAACACAGAAUGCUCCAAACCUUUAAAUAAGUCAGAAAAUUGUUUGGAAGCAAAUGAGACAGAAGAGGAAGAAAACUACUGGAAUGUGAAAAUUUUACCUAUUUUACAGCAGCUAGAGAUGGAAGACAAUGUAGAAAAGCUUUGCCAUUCCUGUACUAUUCUCUAUCAAGCCUUGGAAGAAGGAAAUAUGCUUGGAAAGCGAUUUAAAAGGCGAAGUUUGUGUCUGAAAACUUUGUACAAAUUAGUUGACAUUGCUUCCGAUCCACUUGGCCUGAAACUUGCAAAAAUUAUUCUAGACCUGAAAGUGAGUGGGAAGAAUUUACUUAAUGUUUGCAAGCUGGUAUUUAAAAUAAGCAGAAAUGAAAAAAACGACACUCUCAUUCAGAAUGACAGGAUAUUAGAUUCUCUGCUUGAAAUUCUAAGAACCGAAGACCUGGGAACAAAUACUGAAGCCUUUCUCUAUUGUAUGGGUGCAAUAAAGUUCAUUUCUGGAAAUGCAAGGCUCCUUAAUGAGAUGGUCAGCAAGGGAAGUGUUGAGAUACUGUUGAAGCUAAUGAAACAGAUUAAUGAAAUUGAUGAAAAUGAUCCUCGAUUUUCCAGUUCAGGACAUAUCUUGGUCCAGCUCACUGCCACACUGCGAAACUUAGUGGACUUGCCUCAGUCAAGGUGCAAACUCUUGGAGUCUGGAGCGAUUCCAGAACUUUCUUUGGUGUUGGAAAGAUAUAUGAGUGAUAAGGAUGUGUGCACCAAUGUGGCGAGAAUAUUCAGCAAACUUUCCUCCUUCAAUGACUGCUGUGCAGCUUUGGCAGAUUGCUCCAGAUGUUAUGUCUUAUUUUUAGCCCUACUAAACAAACACCCAAAGAAGCAGGAUUUAGUUGUUCGUAUCAUUUUCAUUUUGGGCAAUUUAACAGCGAAGAACAAUCAAGCCCGGGAAGCGUUUUUUGAAGUGCAAGGGAGCAUUGACACCCUCAUAGCGCUGUUUCAAUAUCAUUGUGACGCUGAUGCUAACAGUAAACUGUGGAAUGACAGUGGUGAAUUAAAAAAACUCAAGCACCCAUCUGAAGCAGAAGAUGUCCUCAUUAAACUUAUAAGAGUAAUUGCCAAUUUGUCUAUUCAUCCUAGUGUAGGUGCAAGCCUGGCAUCUAAUCCUCAGGUUGUGGCAUUACUUAUUAAAGUACUAGAAAGCAAAUCAGUGGAUGAAUGUGAGGAACUGGUUAUUAAUACCACAGCAACGAUCAACAAUUUAUCCUUCUACCAAGUGCAUGGCUCUGUAAUCCAGGAAAAGAAAUUAUAUAUUGCAGAGUUGCUUUUAAAGCUGUUAAUGAGCAAUAAUAUGGAUGGAAUUCUGGAGGCGAUUCGAGUCUUUGGUAAUCUUUCUCAAUGCCAUGAAGUUUGUGACUUCAUUAUGCAGCGAAAGGUGUACAAAUUCAUGAUUGCUUUGCUUGAUGCCAAACACCAAGAGGUCUGCUUUUCGGCCUGCGGAGUUCUCCUCAACCUUACUGUGGAUAAAAGCAGGCGUAGUAUAUUGAACGAAGGAGGAGGAAUUAAAAAGUUAAUUGACUGUUUAAGACACUUUGGGCCUAUGGACUGGCAGCUUGCUUGUUUAAUAUGCAAAACUUUGUGGAACUAUAGUGAGAGUUUUACAAGUGCUCAGCCAUGCUUUGAAGAUCAUGAUUCAGAUACUUUGCUAGGUCUCCUUACAUCAUUUUUAGAUGAAGAAUUGGCCCUGGAUCACAAUUUUGACAACGAUUUAAGAGAUUAUCACAAACUUUAUUGGGAAACAGAGUUCAAACCUGUGGCACAGAAGCUACUUCAGAAAAUUCAAAACUGAUUUUUUUUAGUUGCGCUCAUGAACUGUUACUUGAUUUUAAGGUGGGUGUUGAGACUAUCCAUAUAAAGGACACGACAGUGUCUAUUAUGUAAGUUGUUUGGCAUCAGAGCAUUUGAACAUGCUGUUUCCAUAGAAAAUGUCUAAGUAGAUUAUUUUUGUAUGUAGCUUGUACAUUGUAGAAUACGUUUUCUUAGUUUUCCACUGGCAUUUAGGGGUUAUAAAAAUAAACCAACUACAGCAUCUGGA